Messenger RNA from Colletotrichum acutatum, 922 nucleotides. RefSeq lists its product as uncharacterized. The record is from RefSeq and is a predicted model, not a curated record. NCBI's taxonomy places the organism in Eukaryota, Fungi, Ascomycota, Sordariomycetes, Glomerellales, Glomerellaceae. The transcript is spliced from 2 exons. The coding region runs from base 233 to 469 and encodes 78 amino acids.
CUCCUCAGCUGUUCUUAUUUUGCCCAACAUCACAUAAUCACACAACAAUCAAACAACCACAUUUCCACAAUAGCAGCUCGCACAAACAAAUUCAAUAUCAACAACCAUCAGCCUUCAAACAAUUAACAAUCCACUAUAACUCGAGAAUCGACGACCCAAGCAGAGUUCGUUACAGAUUGAGCAUUAAACAACACUACAAAAACCACAACAUCAACCAUUCCAAAUCAUCAUCAUGCAGUUCUCCACCGUCUUCGCCCUCUUCGUCGCCACCAUGGUCGCCGCUGCACCCACGUCUCCCAUCGACUCAACCCUUGAGGCCAGAAAGGACCCCGGUGCCAUUGCUGCCUGUGAGACGCAGACAGCAGCGGAUCAGGUUGCCUGCAUUGAUAAGUGCAACAAGGACGCCGCAUGCAUCACUGCUUGCUCGCUGGAUGCGGCCCAGAAGUACACUGCUUGCGCCACGAAAUAGAUCUAGGAUGAUAUCAGCGACUGCAUAAGUGUACGAUAGGAGAGCGGAAGUGGUAUGAGCAUUAGAGAUUGCAUAGCAAGCGACUAAACUGUAGGAUUAGUAGGAGAUGGGGGCUGGAAACAUAGAGGAAGAGAGAGAGCGGUGUGUAGCGACCAUGGAUUAUGAGAUUCAUUCCUAAACACGUUCGUCGCACAAAGGUGAUGCGUAACACGGCCAUGAGAUCUCCAGCGUUCUAAUUCCUCUAAUGCCCGUAACGUCAGCUCUUCAGUUGAGUCUCAGUUGAAAACAUCAGUCUUUCGAUAGGCAGGACGAAGCAUACGUUAGGGUAGCCAUCGUAACAAAUUUUAUCUGGAUAUCUUUGGCGAGCGUAUGAUGAGGGAUGCUGGAAAUACUGCCGAUACGGGUCGAAAAGAUGCAUCACGUCUUCGGACAGAAACUUCAUCAAAACCACAU